Molecule: messenger RNA, 656 nt
Organism: Rosa rugosa (rugosa rose)
Lineage: Eukaryota; Viridiplantae; Streptophyta; Magnoliopsida; Rosales; Rosaceae
Product: protein RADIALIS-like 3
Exons: 2
Coding region: 132-437 (101 amino acids)
Molecular function (GO): DNA-binding transcription factor activity
Source: RefSeq, a predicted model, not a curated record
UCUCUUGUCACCUACAAAAAUCCCCUGUACACUAGUAGUCUACCAACCCAUCCCUUCUCUUCUAUUCCAUAUUUCAUAGCUAGCUACUUGAAAACUCAUCAGUAUAUUAGUUUCUACCAUUUUUUUAUUUCAUGGCUUCAAGCUCUCUCAAAAAACAUGACUCUAACAGCUGCUGGACACCAAAGCAGAACAAGUUGUUUGAGAGGGCUCUGGCCCUUUACGACAAGGAUACCCCAGAACGGUGGCAAAAUGUGGCCAAGGCUGUUGGCGGGAAUAAAACAGCUGAGGAAGUGAAGAGACACUAUGAUAUCCUACUUGAGGAUCUCCGGCAAAUUGAGUCCGGCCGGGUUCCUCUUCCCAACUACAAGUCCCUCGUAAUCACCACUACAAAUGUCGAUGAGGAAGAAAGGCUUCUGAAGUAUCUUAAGCUGCAGUAGUAAACUUCAAGUCAGUGCACCUUUUGAUGGUAAUUAGGUGGAAAAUUACCUAUCAGCAGAGAAAAGAAAAUCUGCGUCUUUCCCAUCAGAAAAGAGAAGAAAAGUGCGUCUUUUAUCUCUCUCAGUCCCUCCCUAUUUACUGUAAUUCAUGAUAUGGUCGUAAGUUUCUACUUGUUCCCCUUCCAAUAAUAUAUAUCAUCCACUGUAUUCCGGAGAAAA